Molecule: messenger RNA, 2173 nt
Organism: Ricinus communis (castor bean)
Lineage: Eukaryota; Viridiplantae; Streptophyta; Magnoliopsida; Malpighiales; Euphorbiaceae
Product: probable glycosyltransferase At5g03795
Exons: 5
Coding region: 243-2075 (610 amino acids)
Molecular function (GO): glycosyltransferase activity
Source: RefSeq, a predicted model, not a curated record
UGUGCUCCCUCAAGUAUCUGAGCCAGCUCCAUCCUUUUCUUUUUUUCUUCUUUGACAGGGAGCCAGCUCCUUCUUUCCUCGUCCCAUAUUCAUUUUGUUGACCAUCGCAUUCUUUCUCUUGGAUCUCAGUACCCAGAUUGUUGGCAGUGCUAAUCUAUUUUUGCUACUGCUAAUGAUUGUUUCUUUACGUCCCACAAGGUUGAAAGGACUGUUUUUUUAUUCUUUUGUUAAUCUCGUGCCAGAUGGAUCAAGGGUUUCGAUUUCUAUGUCAAGCAGAAGUCAAGAGAUUACUUUUUUUGAUGGGAGCUGCUUUUUCUUUAGUUAUAGCGAUUCAAUACUUUGAAGUUCCAUCUAGUGCAGUUUUAUCCUUAUUUUCCGUUGUUAACAAUAGUAGCAAUUUUUUCUCUAGAGAAUCAUCAUCAAAUUCUAAAUUACUAGGUAAUAGUAAUACCACUCUUUCUAAUGGUUUAAAUUCAACAAUUGUAAGUUCACUUCAUGACACUACAAAUAUUAGCGAGGUCUCGUUUUCCAAGAAAGAAAGUAGUUUCAUAGGAGAUAGUGAUCGAGGUGCAGUUAACAGUUCCGGAUUAGUCCCUAAUGGGACUAUAUUAGAUGAUCACACAGAGCAAAACAAAAGUUCGGUAUUGGAGAAAGGUGGAAAUUCAGUCAAUAGCUCUAUUUCCCUUAUGAAUGUUACAGAAGAAAUGGCUUCGGUAUUACAAAAUAAUAGAAGCUCAGAUACAGUAAGCACAAUUAACAAAGAAGGGAAUUCUGGAUUGGUGUCGAGUAAUUCUUCCGUGUCGAGCAGUGAUUCUUCUGCUUCUAAAGCUUCUGCAAUGAAGAAGUCCAAAAAGCCACCGACAAGAGUAUUCUCAAUUUCUCAGAUGAAUGAUUUCUUGCGGCAGAGUCGUGCUUCUUUCAAUUCCGUGAGACCACACUGGCCUUUGGAGGUCGAUCAGCAACUGAUGUUUGCAAGAUCACAAAUUGAGAAUGCACCGGGCGUAAAGAAUGAUACUGUACUAUAUGCACCUAUAUAUCGUAACGUGUCAAUGUUUGAAAGGAGUUAUGAACUGAUGGAGAACAUGCUCAAAGUUUUCAUCUACCAAGAGGGAGAAAAACCUAUUUUUCAUCAGUCUAUACUAGAGGGAAUAUAUGCAUCAGAAGGAUGGUUCAUAAAGCUCAUGGAAGCAAACGAAAAAUUUGUCACAAAAGACCCCAAAGAAGCUCAUCUAUUUUACAUUCCUUUUAGUUCACGACUUCUGGAAUUAACACUCUAUGUACGGAAAUCACACAGCCGCAACAACCUUAUUGAGUACAUGAAAAAUUAUACAGAUAUGAUAGCGGCUAAGUACCCAUUCUGGAGCAGAACUGGUGGAGCAGAUCAUUUUGUUGCUGCAUGCCAUGACUGGGCACCAGCUGAAACUAGAGGACGUAUGCUUAAUUGUAUCAGGGCUCUCUGCAAUGCUGAUAUUGAUGUAGGCUUCAGGAUAGGCAAGGAUGUAUCUCUUCCAGAAACAUAUGUGCGCUCAGCUCAGAAUCCUCUCAAGAAUUUGGAUGGCAACCCUCCCUCCCAGAGACCUAUCCUUGCAUUUUUUGCAGGUAAUGUACAUGGUUUUGUCAGGCCAAUUCUAUUGGAGUACUGGGAAAACAAAGACCCUGAAAUGAAAAUAUUUGGUCCAAUGCCUCGUGUGAAGGGCAACACAAACUACAUUCAACUCAUGAAGAGCAGCAAGUACUGUAUUUGUCCAAGAGGGCAUGAAGUCAAUAGCCCAAGAAUAGUUGAGUCAAUAUUCUAUGAAUGCGUUCCAGUAAUAAUAUCCGACAACUAUGUGCCUCCUUUCUUCGAGGUGUUGGACUGGGAAUCAUUUGCUGUUUUUGUGUUGGAGAAGGAUAUCCCAAACUUGAAGAAAAUACUCCUUUCUAUCCCAGAGGAGACAUAUGUGGAGAUGCAUAAGAGAGUGAAAAAGGUACAACAGCAUUUCCUUUGGCAUUCAGAGCCUGAAAAACAUGAUUUAUUUCAUAUGAUUCUUCACUCAGUUUGGUACAACAGAGUUUUUCAAACGAGACCUGCUUAAAUCCUCUUGUAUAGAUACUGUUUUGGAUGAGAAAUGUAGCAGCAAUGUAUAACCACAAGAAGAAUGCUGAAAAUGACCCCUUUUUUUCUAACACAUAA